Messenger RNA from Acomys russatus (golden spiny mouse), 1794 nucleotides. RefSeq names its product matrix metallopeptidase 19 (gene Mmp19). Gene Ontology annotation, biological process: proteolysis; collagen catabolic process; extracellular matrix organization. Gene Ontology annotation, cellular component: extracellular matrix. The transcript has 9 exons. The coding region runs from base 35 to 1621 and encodes 528 amino acids. Lineage: Eukaryota; Metazoa; Chordata; Mammalia; Rodentia; Muridae. Gene Ontology annotation, molecular function: zinc ion binding; metalloendopeptidase activity. The record is from RefSeq and is a predicted model, not a curated record.
CGGACAGCCUCGGAAGCUCUUGUCUGCUGGGACUAUGGACUGGCAACAACUGUGGCUGUGCUUCUUACUGCCCAUGACAGGCUCGGGCCGGGCUCUGGGGCCUUCCGAGAAGGAAGCAGUCUUGGAUUACCUGUUGCAGUAUGGGUAUCUACAGAAGCCUCUAGAAGGAGCGAAUGACUUCAGGCUACAAGAUGUCACAGAGGCCCUAAGAGCUUUCCAGGAAGCAUCUGAACUGCCAGUUUCAGGUCAGAUGGAUGAUGCCACCAGGGCCCGUAUGAAGCAGCCUCGUUGUGGCCUGGAGGAUCCAUUCAAUGAGAAGACCCUUAAAUACCUGCUUCUCGGCCACUGGAGAAAGAAGCACUUGACCUUCCGCAUCUUGAACCUGCCUUCGACCCUCUCGGCCUCCAGAGCCCGGGCAGCCCUGCAUCAGGCCUUCAAGUAUUGGAGCAGUGUGGCCCCCCUGACCUUCCGGGAGGUGAAAACCGGAUGGGCUGACAUCCGCCUCUCUUUCCAUGGCCGCCAAAGCUCAUACUGCUCCAACACCUUUGAUGGGCCUGGAAAGGUCUUGGCCCAUGCUGAUAUACCAGAGCUUGGCAGUGUACACUUUGAUAAAGAUGAGUUCUGGACUGAGGGGACCUACCAAGGAGUGAACCUGCGUAUCAUUGCUGCCCACGAAGUCGGCCAUGCCCUGGGACUUGGGCACUCCCGAUAUACCCAGGCACUCAUGGCUCCUGUCUAUGCUGGCUACCAGCCCUACUUCAAGCUGCAUCCAGAUGACGUGGCAGGGAUCCAGGCUCUGUAUGGCAAGAGGAGCCCAGAGACAGGAGAUGAGGAGGAAGAGACCGAGGUGCCUACUGUGUCACCAGUGACCACAGAACCCAGUCCCAUGCCAAACCCGUGUGGCACUGAUGUGGAUGCAGUGAUGUUGGGGCCUCGUGGGAAGACCUAUGCUUUCAAAGGGGACUAUGUGUGGACUGUGACAGAUUCAGGGCCGGGCCCCUUGUUCCGAGUGUCUGCCCUUUGGGAGGGGCUCCCUGGGAACCUCGAUGCUGCUGUCUACUCCCCUCGGACACGACGGAUUCAUUUCUUCAAGGGAAACAAGGUGUGGCGCUAUGUAGAUUUCAAGAUGGCUCCUGGCUUUCCCAUGAAACUCAACAGGGUAGAGCCCAACCUGGACGCAGCUCUCUAUUGGCCUGUGAAUCAAAAGGUGUUCCUUUUGAAGGGCUCAGGAUACUGGCAAUGGGACGAGCUGGCCAGAACUGAUUUCAGCCGCUACCCCAAACCAAUCAAGAAAUUGUUUACUGGAGUUCCAGACCGGCUCUCGGCAGCUGUGAGCGGGCAAGAUGGCCAAGUCUACUUCUUCAAGGGGAAAGAGUAUUGGCGUCUCAACCAGCAGCUUCGGGCGGCAAAGGGCUAUCCCAGAAAUAUCACAGACUGGAUGCACUGCAGUCCUCAGACCCCAGACCCCGACUCAUUAACCCGACACACUACUCCCUCCACCGCAGACACAGUAUUGGAUGCCACUCCCUCGACCAUGGGCGCCAUCUUCGGCACUACUCCCUCAGCUACAGACUCUGCAACCCUUUCAUUCCCUGCUAACGUCACCCCACUAGGAGCCUAAGGACUAAUCAGUGUCUGCUCAUUGGGAUUGUGCCGAUGUUACCAGAUGGGCACCCACCGUAGACCUCAUGCCCAUAACCAUUCCGGUUCUGGAUGCCACUCUCCUAUUCCCCCUUCCCAGUCAGUCCCCAGUUCCCAUUUCCCCUUGUCAUAUAGCUUGCUCUUUCUUGCUUC